Molecule: messenger RNA, 1232 nt
Organism: Venturia canescens
Lineage: Eukaryota; Metazoa; Arthropoda; Insecta; Hymenoptera; Ichneumonidae
Product: nudix hydrolase 2
Exons: 4
Coding region: 166-1143 (325 amino acids)
Molecular function (GO): NADH pyrophosphatase activity; ADP-ribose diphosphatase activity; NAD binding
Source: RefSeq, a predicted model, not a curated record
UUUGAUCUGUAGAAAAACAUCGCGCCGAUUGUGUAUGCGACGAGCCACGCACAAGGGCACGGGACGUCUAUUGUGAUCGCAGAAGCAAUAAUCAUACAUGCAUAGCGAUCAGCUGACAGUGUAUUUUCGCUUCAAAUAGGGAUGGAAAUAAAAAUGGCGUCGUAAAUGUACGCAGUUAUACAUCGGGUACUGUCAUUAAGAUCGACAGCCCGAAUUUUGAAGAAUUCUGCUUCAGAAAGAGAAACACAACAAUAUCGUCAUAAAAUUCAGACACUACUCGUUGUACAACAACGAAGAUUCAACGAAAGUGCUAAAAAAAAUAUGGAAGGUGAUGACAGUUUUCCCUCUGUCGGAGACAGACAGCAACGCCUUUUCGUGGGACGUGAAGAUCGUUACAACGGUAUAUUGGUCGAUUCCAAUCUCGAACCUUGUGAAAAUUUCAAUUUCACAAAACGUCUGGAAGAUUCAUUGAAACAAUGGAGAAGCGAGAAAAAAUCGACUAUAUGGUUUCACGUUUCUCUUGCCAGUGCAGACUGGAUUCCUACAUUGGUGAAAGAGGGAUUCAAAUUUCACCAUGCGAAGGAAGAUUUUGCGAUGUUGUACAAAUGGUUACCAACUCAAAUCCAAAGCAAUAUUCCUCCUUAUGCUCAUACUAAUCUUGGCGUAGGAGGUUUUGUUUUGAACGACGAUACUGGUGAGAUACUUGUAGUGAAAGAUCGGCGAUCAGUUCUUGAUGGGCCAACACGAUGGAAAUUGCCUGGUGGAAUCGUUGAUCCAGGUGAAAAUAUUCCAGAUGCAGUGAUGCGAGAAGUCCGAGAGGAAACAGGAGUUCUCACUGAGUUUGAGAGUCUCCUUGGCUUCAGACACGCCCAUGGUUAUGCCUUCGGUUGUUCUGACAUUUACGUUGUUGCACGCCUCAAACCUCUUACACGCGAGAUCAAAAAGUGUGAACGAGAAAUUGCAGACUGCACUUGGAUGAAGCUCGAAGAUUAUGCAGAAGAUCCAAAUAUCGUCCAAAAUAAUCGGAUUCUUGCACAAGCGAUGCUGCAAUAUAUGAAAAACCGUACGAGUCUUAAACUUAUCGAAGGAGAACACCCACUUUCUAAAAAACCUGUUUGGAUUUAUCUAUUUUGUUCAGAUUAACUAUGUUCUUAUUACAAUUCUUAAAUUUUAUUAAAACAUCAUAAGCUGGCUUAUGUUUUUAUGAGUUGAAAUAAACUGUUGAAAAAUAA